Messenger RNA from Trichophyton benhamiae CBS 112371, 720 nucleotides. RefSeq lists its product as uncharacterized. The record is from RefSeq and is a predicted model, not a curated record. The transcript is spliced from 2 exons. Lineage: Eukaryota; Fungi; Ascomycota; Eurotiomycetes; Onygenales; Arthrodermataceae. Bases 1 to 720 code for a protein of 239 amino acids.
AUGUAUAAGAGCGGUGAAAACGCACCAGUUCAAUUAACUUUUGCCUCCAAGAAGCCCUGGGGUGAGGGGAUGAUUCGGCUACCUGGGACAUAUAUUAUUAAAAGGCGCGUUAGAGGCACAGCGUUUUCGGACAGCUAUCUAGAUCGGAAUCCUUGCCAGUCAACAGAUCAACAGAGGACACUCUGGAACUGGACCCUCAACCCAAUACAAGCCUUGAUGCUCCUUUUUUUCUUCUUCCCCUUUGCCCUUUUUCAACACCUGAUUGGCCUCCGUCAUACGCAACACAGGCAGAAGUGGUUGGAUGUGUGCCCGAAUGGGCCGAAGGCGAGCGAGGAACGGCCGCUACAAUCUUCAACAGUGGGAAAACAUGUGGCUCCUGCUGCUGAAACCCACCAGGCCACAUAUUGGUGUAUCUUAUCUCUCGCCCCUCCCCCUCCUCUCCCCACAGAACUGCUCACUAAGUCAGCGACUAUACAUGAAGCUAGGAGAUGGCCAACGCAUCCUUCUCAAGGCAUGACAAUCCUGGUCAGUAAGAUAUACGAGACAUUGAGCACCAGUGGUAUCCGCAUGCAGGCCUUGGGCUCCUUCGACUCUGGUCCAGCCGCCGCCCGUUUCUUCUUGUUGUUCAGCAGCGAGAGAGAAAAAAAAGCGCGAGAUAAAUGGCACCAAAAAGCAAUGAGAGCAAGGAAAAAGAAAAGAAAGAGAAGAGAAAAAGUCUGA